CCAGAAGCCAUGAAGCACUAUUCCACGACAGCUGCUUCCUCUAAAAAUCCCGUCAAGUUCAGGAUUCCAACUGCUGAAAAUCUGGUUCCAAUUCGUCUGGAUAUCGAGAUCGAUGGUCAGAGGUUUAGGGACGCGUUUACCUGGAACCCUUCUGGACUCAACCCCUUGAACAGCGGCGAAGACUGGGAGAGAAAAAUGAGGUAG
Thlaspi arvense is the source of this 204-nucleotide messenger RNA. The record is from the annotation of a GenBank genome assembly. Lineage: Eukaryota; Viridiplantae; Streptophyta; Magnoliopsida; Brassicales; Brassicaceae.